CCAAGCUUCUAUUGCAUUGGUUGUUUUAGCGAGCAUCGUGGUUUCCACUAUUUUCAGUUAUCAGCCAUUUAUCAAAAUCCAACUCUUUCCAGGAACAGGUUGGGAUAAAGUUUCUGCGCUGUGUAAUUUGAUCGUUUAAUAUUAGUCGAAAGUUACCUUUACGUCGUAGCAUAUCGGAUUUUUUAUUUGCUAACACGUUAAAAUGAGUACUGAAGGUGAUGGGUUUGCAAACGUUCAACCUGAUGCUAAAGAGCAUCAAGAACAUCCAAAUCAAAAUCAGAGGUUCAGUAGAGGCCACAGGAAAUCAGAUUUUGAAAUCGUUGUUGAUAAACUUCGUCAGAUUCAAAUACCGGCUGUAGAUUUGCCGCCCAACAAGUACAACGACAAGUUUUUAGGACGGUACAGGCUAUACAUUCACAACCUAGCUAAGACUGCUACCCAAGAUGAUAUCAAAGAGCUUCUAAAGCCAUAUGGAGAGAUAGGAAACAUCUUCCUCCAAAAUAACAAAACUUUUGCCUUGGUUCAAAUGGACUACUAUUACAAUGCUUUGAGGGCUAAAAGCGAGCUACAUGGUACCAUGUUGAAGGAAAGGAAGAUUUAUAUCUCAUUCUCCCCAUUCGCCAGCAUUGUGGUGAAAAAUUUAUCACCUUUUGUAACGAACGAGUAUCUCCAUUUGGCAUUUUCCGUCUUUGGAGACAUCGAAUUCUGCUGCGUUUUUGCAAACAAGCGAGGUAAAUCUACAGGAGAGGGACUUGUCGAUUUUGUGAAGAGAGGAUCAGUUGUGCUAGCUAAGAGGUUGUGUUCUGAAAAUCCAUUUUUUCUUACCGCUUCAUUGAGACCAAUUGAAAUUGAAGAUUAUGUGCCUCCUCUGGACACCUGUGAUGGAUUAUCUGAAGAUAAGGUACGAAAUCAUCCGCAACUGUAUCAAGAGAGACAAUUUGGUCCCAGAUUUGCUUGUGAUGAUACAUUUGAAAGAAUGUAUGCGGGUCGUUUCAGGGAAUUACGUAGCAAUUUUAAUAGCAAAAUGGAACAGUUAAAGCUUCAGCUGCAAGAAGAAGAGAAAGCACUGGAGACGGAAUUGAUGCAGGCCAAGUACGAUUACGAAACAGAACGCCUUAAGGAGAUAAUCCGGCAGCGAGAAACGGAGAGAGAGCGUCUAUGGAUUCAAAAUCGUGAGGACAACAGCUAUCGUCCUCCGGAUAAUUUGUUUCAUCAGGCAAGUCAGCUGAGUAGCAUACUGGAUGUAGAAGAGAGAAAAAUUCAGGAGCAAUGGAACAAGACGACCUAUGGAUGGGAUUCAGAAUAUCAAAGGGCGGGACCCUCUGGGAGCAGAAGGAAAAAUCCUGAAGUGAUUGUUCAUUGCGCAAAAAAGGAGAGAUUAUAAAUAUAUUAUACACUUUUUUUUGUAUUUCCAAUUCUCACAUUGUAGUUAAUCAUUAUCCAACGUUUAUUCAAUGAAGUUGAUGACCUAGUUUCUCUUUGCGUGUAAGUAAUGGAAUGUUUUGUUACGUUUUUUAAAUGAAAUAAAUUGUUUCUGCUUUAUGAGUAACA
Acanthoscelides obtectus is the source of this 1551-nucleotide messenger RNA. NCBI's taxonomy places the organism in Eukaryota, Metazoa, Arthropoda, Insecta, Coleoptera, Chrysomelidae. The record is from the annotation of a GenBank genome assembly.